Molecule: messenger RNA, 14254 nt
Organism: Sphaeramia orbicularis (orbiculate cardinalfish)
Lineage: Eukaryota; Metazoa; Chordata; Actinopteri; Kurtiformes; Apogonidae
Gene: lrp2b
Product: low density lipoprotein receptor-related protein 2b
Biological process (GO): receptor-mediated endocytosis
Cellular component (GO): signaling receptor complex; apical plasma membrane; plasma membrane
Molecular function (GO): hormone binding; calcium ion binding; protein binding
Source: RefSeq, a predicted model, not a curated record
AUGGACCUGAAAGGUCUAUAUCUACUACUACUUCUACUAAUCUACCAAGAAAUUCAACUUAUUCAAGGACGCUGUGGAAGUGGACAGUUUCAGUGCAACAAUGGACAAUGCAUUAACACAGAAUGGAGGUGUGAUGGGACAAAAGACUGCACAGAUGACUCCGACGAGCUCAACUGUCCACCUCCAUCAUGCAGCUCACAGGAAUUUAAGUGUGUGACAAGCGGAGAAUGCAUCCCUCAGGGAUUUGUCUGCGAUGGGGAGGAAGACUGCAUCGACGGCUCGGAUGAAGAAAGAUCCUGUGGGGGGCGGACCUGCAGCCCAGACCAGUUUACCUGUCAAGAGGGCCAGUGUAUCCCCAAGAAAUACAGAUGUGACCAUGUGAAAGACUGUGUUGACAACUCAGAUGAGAACAACUGCAACUAUCCAAGCUGCACUGAGAAGACAUGUGCCAACGGUGCCUGUUAUAACAACUCUCAGCAUUGCAAUGGGCUGCAGGACUGUAGAGACGGCUCUGAUGAAUUCAACUGCACCACUCAACACUGUCCAAUCCAUCAGUACCAGUGUACAAACGGUUACUGUAUCCCACAAUCCUUUGUGUGUGACCACUGGGAUGAUUGUGGGGACAAUAGUGAUGAACAAGGCUGUGUGUACCAAAGCUGUAGCGGCAGUGAGUUCACUUGCACCAGUGGUCGGUGUAUUCCUCAGCGCUGGGUGUGUGACCACUUCAAUGACUGUGGGGAUUACAGCGAUGAGAGAGGAUGUGAUAGUGAUUCUCGAGACUGUUACCCUGGAGAGUGGGGAUGUCCAGGAUCACCGGUUUGUAUACACAUGGAUAAAGUGUGUGAUGGCAAACCAGACUGUCCUGGAGGAACAGAUGAGACCAACUCCACAGCCCAGCAAACCUGCAGCCAUGACCGAUGCUCUGCCUUGAGCUGUGAAUAUGGAUGCCACCUGUCUCCCCAAGGAGGCACCUGCUACUGUCCUGAUGGUUUUAUCGUUGCCAAUGACAGCCGCUCCUGUGUAGACUAUGAUGACUGUAAGAUCUGGGGGAUCUGUGACCAGCUGUGUGAAGACCGUCCUGGGACACACCACUGUAGCUGUGCUAAUGGAUACUUCCUGGAGCAGGGUCAUGUCUGCAAAGCCAAUAUAUCAGCUGGAAUGCCACAGCUGAUUUUCACCAACGGGGGUGAUGUGAUGAUGGCGGAUAUACACGGCCGCUUCGUCAGGACUCUGGUGCUGUCCCAGGGCAAAGGUUACGCUGUAGGCGUGGCCUAUCACUGGCGUAGUGAGAAAGUCUUCUGGAGUGACACCUACACCAAAAAGGUCUAUUCUAUCAACUAUAAUGGAGGUGAGAUCAAGGAGGUUCUAACUUCUGCAGUCCACAAUGUCCAGAACCUCGCCGUAGACUGGGUCAACUUCAAACUCUACGUCUUAGAGGCUAUGGUAGAGCGGAUUGACAUGUGUGACUUCGAUGGAGGGAAUAGGAUCACACUGGUGGCUGAAAACCUGCAGACUCCUCAUGGCCUGGCCCUUGACCCUACAAUUGGUUAUAUGUUCUUCACAGAUAUGGGCCUUAGUGGUGAGCAUGUGAAGCUGGAACGUGCCUUCAUGGAUGGCAGCAACCGUGUGGAGCUGGUGAGAAGCCGGUUAGGUACUCCGACAGGAAUUACCCUUGACAUUGUCACCCGGAGGGUCUACUGGUCUGACAGUCACUUCGACACAGUGGAGACUGUGACCUACAGUGGCCUGGACAGGAAAACAGUGCUCAACGGUGGAACUCAAGCCCCACAUCCUUUUGGAAUGGCUGUAUUUGAGAACCAUGUGUUUUUCACUGAUUGGUCUAAGAUGGGUUUAGUGAGAGCCAAUCGAUUUAAUGGCAGCAAUCCAGCACUCCUGUAUCGCACUGCAAAGAGACCAGGCCAUGUUGUAGUCUCACACACUGUUCUACAACCUCUUGUUUUAAACCCUUGUGGGAGACACAACGGAGGCUGCCAACACAUUUGUGUCUUGAGUCACCGCACUGACAAUGACGGCCUGGGCUUUCGCUGCAAGUGUCGCCAUGGCUACGACCUGCAACCUGACCAUCGGAGCUGCUUCAAGGUGAAGGAUUUUUUGUUGAUGGCCACAUCUCUGGCAGUGCGUGGAAUCCCUCUAAACUUGUCCCUCCAGGAGGACCUCACCCUCCCCCUCACAGGACUUGGGACUUCUUUCUCUGGCUCUGCUGUAGAGUAUGAUGGCAAUGAGGAGGCCAUUUUCUACAACGACAGGUCCAGAGGCCUCAUCUAUAAGUCAAGUCUGAACGGCACAGUUCAGCAGAUUUUGACAGGCUACAGAGUGGGAACAGUAGACGCCAUGGCUUACGACUGGACAUCCAAAGUUUUAUUUUGGACUACAAGCACAUACAGAUCAGUGGUGGCCUUUAGAGUCACAGAUAAAUCCAGGCGAGACAUUGCAACUGGUUUGAGGUACCCCAAGGGAAUUGCAGUGCAUCCUAGUGCUGGCUACCUGUUUUGGUCUGACUGGUACCGGCCAGCAGUCAUAUUUAGAGGCUUCACUGAUGGCAGCAAUACUGUUCAUUUAGUGAACACAACUCUGGGAUAUCCAUAUGGACUCGCUGUUGACUAUGUCAUGGACAGAGUGUACUGGGUAGAUUCACUCUUGGACCAGAUUGGUCACAUUAGCAUUGAAGGAUAUGACAGAGAGACAAUCAGCAAUAUUGGUCAGAUCACUUCUCCCUUCUCUCUAACAGUUUAUUCAGACUACCUCUAUGUGUCUGAUACAAGAACCAGAGGAAUAUUUGAGAUGAGGAAGAGGGAUGGAGGAGGAAACAUUAUGAUCAGGCAAGGAGUCACUGGUAUCAUGAAUGUCAAGGCCUACGUAGCUGACACCCACAGCACUUUCACCAGCCGUUGUAAUAUGGUGCCCAAUGGUCAAUGCAGCCACUUCUGUUUCCCAACCCCCUCUUAUGGUCGGGUGUGCGGCUGUCCGUACGGUAUGAAACUUCACUCCAAUCACAGGGACUGCAUCAAGGACGAUUCUGUCCCCCCACCAGACACCAGCUGUGGUGACUACGCCUUCGAAUGUGACGAAGGACGCUGUCGGCCCAACUCCUACCGCUGUGACGGGGUUGUUGAUUGCGUUGAUCAGACUGAUGAAGCUAACUGCACUGAUACAGGUGCCACAUGUUCUCCAUAUGCCUUCACCUGCAACAACAAGCACUGCAUCUUGAAGAGUUGGCGUUGCGAUGGCCAUGACGACUGCGGGGAUGGCUCUGAUGAAAUAAACUGUCCGACUCGUCUCCCUACCACCUGUGCUGCGGACUACUUUACCUGUGAUAACAACAGAUGUAUCUCUAAAGUGUGGGUGUGUGAUGGUGACAAUGACUGCGGAGAUGGCUCUGAUGAACACAACUGCAAUUCAACCAUCACCACAUGCCCUCCUUCCUACUUCCUGUGUCCUGACCACCGCUGUAUCUACAACUCCUAUGUGUGUGAUGGAGAUCAGGACUGUUUAGAUGGCUCUGAUGAAGAGAACUGUGAGUUUCCCUGUUCCUCUCAUGAGUUUGCCUGUGCCAGUGGGGACCAGUGUAUCUCUUCAAGGUAUCGAUGCGAUGGAGUCUAUGACUGCAGAGACCACUCUGAUGAGCAAGACUGUCCCACCCGAGGUCCAGGCCUCUGCCACGAUGAUGAGUUCCAGUGUCAGACAGAUGGCUUCUGCAUCCCAGAGGGGUGGGAGUGUGAUGGUCAUCCAGACUGUGAGGAUGGGUCAGAUGAACAUAACUCCUGCCUGCCAGUGACCUGCAGGUCUGACUACUUCCAGUGUAACAACAAGAUCUGCGUUCCGAUGAGCUGGGUAUGUGAUGGCGACAAUGACUGCCGGGACAUGAGUGAUGAACAGAACUGCCCCACGCCUCCAUUCAGCUGCCCAUCAGGACAGUGGCAGUGCCCCACUGACCUGGUUUGCAUUGAUCUGGACAAGGUGUGCAAUGGCCAGAGGGACUGCCCCAAUGGAGCAGAUGAGUCACCCAUCUGUAACCAAAAUGACUGUCAACUGAACAAUGGAGGCUGCAGUGAUGGAUGUAUCCAAGGACCUUUUGGGGCUCAGUGCACAUGCCCACCUGGAUUUCAGCUCCUCAACGACUCAAAGACAUGUGAUGACAUCAACGAAUGUCUGAUCACUGGUUUCUGCAGCCAGCAAUGCUUCAAUGAGAGAGGAAGCUUUAGGUGCUACUGCUCAGAGGGUUACCUCCUGGAGCCGGAUGGACGCACCUGCAAAGCAACAGACCCUGCAGCAGCUGUACUUCUGGUUACCAAGCGUAGUCAGAUCAUCGCUAACCGUAUCAACAUGAGGCCGCCCCUGAUGCGACCGGUUGUCAGUGGCUCGGCAAUCGUUACAGUAGAUUUUGAUCGAACCACUUCCAGAAUCUACUGGGCUGAUGCCUCACAGAAGAAAAUAUGGAGUGCCUACCAGAACGGCACCGACCGGCGAGAGGUGUUCUCUGCUGGUCUAAUGGUACCAGAGAGUAUAGCUGUGGACUGGGUCGGCCGGAACCUCUAUUGGACCGACUCUGUCAUGGAAAAUAUUGAGGUGUCGACUCUGGAUGGGCGCUUCCGGAAGGUCCUUGUGACUAAAAAUGUCACCAGCCCCCGUGGACUGGUCCUGGACCCCCGCAACUAUACAAACCUGAUGUUCUGGUCAGACUGGGGUAAGAAUCCCCGGAUUGAGAGGGCUGACAUGGACGGAGCCAUGAGAAAGGUCAUCAUCAGUACCAAACUUUACUGGCCCAAUGGCCUGGCACUGGAUUACACCACAAGGAGACUGUACUUCGCUGACGCCUACCUCAAGUACAUUGACUACUGUGACUAUGAUGGCAACAAUCGGCAUCAGGUCAUGGCAAGUGAUAUGGUUCUUCAGCACCCACAUGGUAUGACUAUCUUUGAAGAUAACAUUUACUGGUCAGAGCGCUACACAAGUAAGGUGAUGAGGACAAACAAGUUCCAUGGUGGCAACAUCACCACUUUAAUGAGCAGCGUCUACCAGCCCAUGGGCAUCGUUAUGGACCAUCCUGUCAAACAACCUGCAGCUAUCAACCCAUGCAGGGAACACCUGUGCACUCAGCUGUGCCUGCUGUCGGGCAUACGACCCAGGUACUACACCUGCCACUGCCAGUCAGGCUGGAAGCUGGAUACUGACAAACGCACCUGUAUUAAAGAUGAGUCUGCCUUCUUAAUGGUGGUGAGAGAUUCAGUGAUUUUCGGCAUUCCUCUUGACCCUGCUGAUCCCUCCAACAAUGCAAUGGCUCCUGUGUCCGGUGUCAGCCAGGCAAAGGACAUAGACUUCGAUGACCAGGAGCAGUUCAUCUAUUGGGUGCAAAAUACUGGUUCUAUAUGGCGUGUGAAAACCAGCGGUACCAACAGGUCGGAGUUUGCCCCAGCUGCUUUCUAUGGCACGCCUUCUGGUCUUGCUUUUGAUUGGAUGAGCCGAGUGAUGUAUUACACCAAUCCCUCUGCUAAAUCUAUAGAGGUUAUCCGUGUGGAUGGAGACCAGCACUACAGGAAGACUCUCAUCACCUCCAAUGGGAAACCAGAGGGGGUUGGACAACCCAUUGGGAUAGUCCUGGAUCCUGCUCGAGGUAAAUUGUUUUGGACAGACAAAGGUUCAGACAAUGGAGUUCCUCCAAAAGUUGCCAGCGCUGAUAUGGAUGGUGCCAACAGCCAGAACCUCUACACAGAAAACCUGGCUAAUAUAGGAUUCAUUGCUGCUGACAUCUCUACUAGGAAACUGUACUGGGGUGUGGCAGGUUCAGGCGUGAUCGAAAGUGGAACAAUGGACGGAGUGACCCGAGUCACAGUGGUCAGUGGCCUGUCUCAUCCAUGGGGUUUGACCAUCCACCAAAACUACCUUUACUACACCGACCUGGACUAUGAGGUCAUUGAGAGAGUCGACAAGGACACUGGUGCAAAUAUGGUGGUGAUGAGGAGCGGCAUGUCUGGCCUGCGUGCCCUCAAAGUCCACGCCAGAGACAACUCGGCAGGAAGCAGCAACGCCUGCAGCUCCAACAACGGGGGUUGCCCCCAUCUGUGUCUGCCCAAACCACAAAAUCAGAAGACCUGUGCCUGCACCACAGGCUUUUACCCCUCUACAGACGGCUCCCGCUGUGAACAAUAUGAAUCUUUCGCCAUCGUCUCCACCUCCAAGCACAUCCGUGGUUUUCACAUAAACAGCUCUGACCACUCUGAGGCAAUGGUGCCUGUUGGUGGAUAUUCCUACUCCAUGAAGGACAAGGUGGACCUUCAUAUUGAGUCUGGCUUUGUUUAUUGGACUGAUAACAGCACCUCCAGCUCCUCCAGAGGGAUCUUCAGGGCUAAAACAGAUGGAGGACGAUACAGCAGCGUUAUCACCUCGGGUGUUGGAAGAAGAGGCAUCCAGGGCCUGGCUAUUGACUGGAUCGCAGGUAACUUGUACUUCUCCAAUGCCUUUGAGAGUGAGACCUUCCUGGAGGUACUGGCCAUCAACACCACCUAUCGAAUGAUUCUUUUCAAAUCCAAACAUGACCAACCAACUGAUCUGGCGGUCAGCCCUAAGCUUCGCUACUUGUUCUGGACCGACGCUGGCCAAACACCCAAGAUAGAGCGGGCCCUCCUGGAUGGCACCAACCGCACAGUACUGGCGUCGGAGAGCCUGGUGUCGCCACGGGGUCUAACUGUUGAUUACACCAAUGACUUCCUUUACUGGACAGAUGAUGCUCUUGAUAUGAUAUCACGUAUGGCCACAGAUGGCACGCAGAGGCAGAUAAUCCGAUAUGGCAGCCGGUAUCCAUCUCCAACAGGAGUGGCUAUUCUUGGAAACUACAUGCUGUGGGUAGAUAAAAGACUUGGGAAACUCUUUCAGGCGAGUAAGGAUCCAGCCAAUACUAACCAGCCAGAGGUGAUUCGAGACAGUCUAGAAGGGCUGAUGGAUGUGACCAUCUUUGAUACGCAUGUCCAGCCUACAUCUGCCAACCAAGUAGCCUUCAACCCAUGCCAGGAAAAUAACGGACGCUGCCAGCAGUUUUGCUUUGCCCUUCCGAACCAGGAGAAACCGAAGUGUGGUUGCGCACACGGGUCACUUCUUAGUAAUGGAGUAACAUGUGGUUAUGGACUAGAUGAGUUUUUAAUUUUCAGCACAGACUACACUCUGAACAGCCUGAGGUUGGACCCCGAGGAUCACAGCACCCCUUAUCCAACAGUGAACCUGGGUUACUCUGUGAUGGCAGUGGAUUACGAUUUCAGAGACAAGAGAAUUUUCUUCGCGCAGUAUUUAGGGAUCGGUCGAAGCAGAAUCGGCUAUGUCAUUACAACAUCCAUUACCAGCCCACCUGUCUAUAUAGCUACAAACUUGGAUGACCCAGAGGGCUUAGCGUAUGACUUCAACAAACGGCUCUACUUCACUGAUUACUACAGUCGUAAUAUCCAAUCCAUUGGGAUGAAUGGGAUGAACCGCUCUAUCGUCGCCCAUGCAAAUCGCCCCAGAGGCAUCGUUGUUGACCCCUGCUAUGGUUACCUGUACUGGACUGACUGGGGCACACCGGCUAAAAUUGAGAGGGCAACGCUGGGUGGAAACUUCCGCACCCCUAUCAUCAACAGCAGCCUGUCAAUGCCCAAUGGCCUGACACUGGACUACGAGGAGAGGAUGUUGUACUGGGCUGAUUCCUCACUAGACAAGAUUGAACGGGCCUCACUGACGGGUGAGAACCGUCAGGUGAGUCGUUCAGGGGUCCAGUACCCUUUUGCAAUGACCGUCUUUCAGCAGGACAUCUUCUGGACCGACUGGACAGAGAGGGGCAUUUUCAGGACCGGGAAGGAUGAUGGUUCUGGCUUUGCAGUCCUUGCUGAGGAUCUCACCUAUCGGCCAAAUGGCAUCCGUGCUUACGCUGCGUCAAACCAGGAGAACUGCACCAGCUCCUGUCAGCAGUUCAACGGAGGCUGCAGCCACAUCUGUGUGUCAGGUCCAUCAGGCCCAGAAUGCCAGUGUCCUCACCAGGGGAAAUGGUACUUAGCUAACAAUGGCAAAGACUGUAUCAAAGACACCGGGAAACGCUGUCAGCCAGAGCAGUUCACCUGUCUCAAUGGAAACUGCAUCUCAGCACGCUGGAAGUGUGACGGCUAUAAUGAUUGCAAUGACAACUCAGAUGAGCUGGAGAGAGUGUGUGCCUUCCACACCUGUGCAGCCAUUGACUUCACCUGUGACAACGGACGCUGUGUGCCGCUCGGCUACACAUGUGACUACACCGACGACUGUGGUGACAACAGUGAUGAGCGGGGCUGCCCCUUCCCCACCUGCAACCCAACGACUGAGUUCACCUGCGCUAGUGGGCGCUGCAUCAGUGCAGCUUUUGUCUGUGAUGGACAUAAUGACUGCAGAGACAACGCCACGUCUGAUGAAAUCAAUUGUCCCGACAGAACAUGCCCUGCAGGUCAAAUCAAGUGUGAAAAUACCAACAUCUGCAUCUACCCUCAAAGUCUGUGUGACGGCUACAACAACUGUGGAGACAACAGUGACGAGAACCCUCUGUUCUGUGCUGGUCGAACAUGUGCUCCAAACCAGUUCCGUUGCGAUGAGGGAAAGUGUAUACCUGAAAGCUGGGUGUGUGACGACUUCAGAGACUGCAAAGAUGGAACAGAUGAACCUCCUUCCUGUGAGGAUGAAAUCAGGACUUGCAGCCCAAACCAGUUCACAUGUACCAACGGUAACUGCAUCCCUCAGUCCAUGGUCUGUGAUGGCAACAAUGACUGCUGGGACAACAGCGACGAGGUUCAAGAGUUACAGUGUGGUCAACGCAACCUGUAGUUCCAACCAGUUCAACACUGUCCAACCUGGCAUCCUGGUCACCCUCGCUGUGUGCCUCUAGCUUUGUGUGCGGAUGGUGAUAAAGACUGCGCCAAUGCAGCCGAUGAACUGCAAACACUGCCCCAACAGACCUGCCAUAUGAAUGAGUUUGCUUGCGCUAAUGGACUAUGUAUCCUCAUUCCCUUCCACUGUGACCGCGUGAAUGACUGUGGGGAUGGCAGCGAUGAGCUGGGCUGCACCUACGACACAUGCAGCAGCAGUCAGUUCACCUGUGGCAACGGCGCCUGCAUCCCCACCUACUACACCUGCGACGGGGAAAGCGACUGUAUGGAUGGGUCUGAUGAGGCGGACAGCUUGUGUGUCACGGUCCAGCCCACUUGUGCUCCUCAGCAGUUCAUGUGCAAGUCCGGCGAGUGCAUUGACAACAGCAAGGUGUGCAAUGGACUCAAAGACUGCCAGGACAACAGUGAUGAAAAAGGAUGUGGAGUCAAUGAAUGCCGGAACCCAUCUGUUCAUAAGUGUGCCCAGGUCUGCACGGACACCCUCACUGGUUAUUACUGCUCCUGCUUCCCUGGAUAUAAACUCAUGCCGGAUGGAAAAGCAUGCGAGGACCUCAACGAGUGUCUCAGCACACCGGCGGUCUGCAGCCAGAUCUGUGAGAACACCGUUGGCUCGUACCACUGUAAAUGUGCCCCAGGGUACAUCCGAGAACCAGACGGACGUACUUGCCGCCAAAACAGCGGCAUUGCCCCAUACCUGUUGUACACUAAUCGCUACUACAUCCGCAAUUUGACCACUGAUGGCUCACAUUUGAGUAUAGUCCUGCAGGGUCUGUCCAAUGUGAUUGCAUUGGAUUUUGACCACUAUGAGAAGAGGCUGUAUUGGUUGGAUGAUGGAGUGGGGAAGCUUGAGAGGAUGCGUUUUGAUGGAAGUGAGAGAGAGACUCUGGUGGACAACAACAUAGCAGGAGCAGAGGGCAUGGCUCUGGACUGGGUGGGCAGGAAGUUAUACUGGGUGGACAGUUUUUAUGGCUCAGUGCAUGUGAUGGAGCUGGAUGGGCGCUACCAGAAGAAGCUGAUCACUGGAGCGUUCACAGAUGGAAAUAACACAUACGUUAUCACCCGACCUCGUGGUGUUGCUGUCAACCCUAAAUAUGGAUGGCUGUACUGGACAGACUGGGCUGACACUGCAUACAUUGGCAGAGUUGGCAUGGAUGGAACCAACGUCAGUGCAAUUAUCAAAACCAAGCUGGAGUGGCCCAGUGCUUUAACUGUAGACUACACCACUAACAAGAUCUUCUUUGCAGAUUCUCACCUUAACUUUCUGGACUUUGCAGACAUGGAUGGUCAAAACCGACACCGGGCCAUCGCUGGUUCUCUUCCCCAUGUCUUUGCUGUUUCCCUGUUUGAGGACUGGGUCUACUGGACAGACUGGAACACACACACAGUGGAAAAGGCGCAUAAAUACACCGGAGAAGAGCGCACAGUCAUGGGCAACAACACUCACCGACCCUAUGACAUCCAGGUCUACCACCCUUACAGGCAACCACGAAGUGAAAACCCUUGCACUUCCCACCACCUGACUUGUAGUCACCUGUGUCUGAUCGCCCCUGGUGGGCAGGAAGCCACUUGCGCCUGUCCUGAUCACUUCAUUGGCCUCUCGGUGGGCUUCAAAAUCCAGUGUGUCGCCGACUGCUCCAGCACCCAGUUCCGCUGUGGAGACAAUGAGAAAUGUGUGCCUAUAUGGUGGAAGUGUGAUGGCCAGUCUGAUUGCGGUGAUGGUUCAGAUGAACCUCAGACCUGCCCUCCCCGUUAUUGCCCCAUUGGUCAAUUCCAGUGUAAAGAUGGAAACUGCACCUACCCCGGCUUCAUCUGUGACGGCCACACAGACUGCCCUGACAGUUCAGAUGAGGACGCCGCUCUCUGCAGUGACCACAGAUGCCUGGAAAACCAGUUCCAGUGUAAAAACAAGCAUUGCAUCCCUGUGGCCUGGCACUGCGAUGGAAUAAAUGACUGUACAGACGGAAGUGAUGAAGACCCAGACACUUGUUCCCAGAAGACCUGCCGACCAGGACAGUUCCAGUGUUCCAAUGGACGCUGUGUUCCAUCGAGUUACGUGUGUGACGCCCAGGACGACUGUGGCGAUGGAUCUGAUGAGCCAUAUGAAACCUGCAUGGGUCCAGACUACAAAUGCGAUGAGGACACUGAGUUUUCCUGUAAGACAAACUACCGCUGCAUUCCUCAGUGGGCUCGCUGCGAUGGCACGAAUGACUGCAUCGACAACAGUGAUGAGCAGGGCUGUGAGGAGGUGACCUGCGAUCCUCUGGGAGAUUUUCGUUGUGAUAAUCACCGCUGUGUUCCCAUCCGCUGGAAGUGUGAUGGCAACAACGACUGUGGUGACGGAUCAGAUGAGAGAGACUGCCAACCAAGGCCUUGUUCUGAGAGUGAAUUUAGAUGUGACAAUGCACAGUGCAUCCCUGGAAAAUGGGUGUGUGACCAUGACAAUGACUGUGGCGACAAUUCAGACGAACGAGACUGCGAGCUGCAGACAUGUCGACCAGGUUCAUUCCAGUGUGACUCGGGUCAUUGUAUCCCAGCUGCCCUGCAGUGUGACGGCCGGCCUGACUGUAAGGAUCUGUCAGACGAGACCAGCUGUCCUACUCGUUUCCCAGGAGGCCAUUGGUGUCCUCAACACCUGUUCGAGUGUAGCAACCAUCUGUGUGUGAGCAAGAACUUUGUGUGUGAUGGUGAAGAUGACUGCGGUGACCGCUCAGAUGAACAGCUGGCUUUAUGCUUGAACAUCACCUGCGAGAUGCCGUCCAAGUUCCGCUGUGCCAACGGCUACUGCAUCUUCUCUGGUCUGAUGUGCAACCAGAAGGAUGACUGUGGAGACGGAAGCGAUGAGAAAGAAGAACUGUGCCGAGAACCCACGCUGCCCCCGUGCACACUGGAACAGUUUAAAUGCACCAACGGACGCUGUGUGGCCCUGCACUAUGUCUGUGAUCACAAUGACAACUGUGGGGACCGCACAGACGAAUUAGGCUGCAAUUUCGGCCACGAUCGGAACUGUGAGGAGAAGCUGUGCCAGCAUGAGUGUACCAACCUGAACGGUACCGGCUUCAUCUGCUCCUGCAGACCUGGAUACAGGGUGGACCCAGACAGCACAUACACCUGCCUCGAUAUUGAUGAGUGUGAGACGUACGGCAUAUGCCCACAGAUCUGUAAGAACACCAAGGGCAGCUACGACUGUGAGUGUGCCCCCGGCUACAGGAGAGUGGGCGACGGCAAAGAAUGUGAAGCUGAAGGGCCAACUCCGCUGCUGCUUCUACCAGAGAACAUUCGUAUCCGGAGAUUUAAUCUCCAAACAGAGGCCUAUCACGACUUCCUCCAGGAAGAGGAGCACAUCAUGGCCGUGGACUAUGACUGGGACCAUGACAACACUGGACUCAGUAUGGUGUACUUCACUGUAGCUGGAAAGGCGUCUGUGCACGGGGCCAUAAAGAGAGCGUACCUACCUUCAGUGGAUGACGGCAGUAAUAACAUUGCUGCAGCUGUAGACCUUGGCAUCAAAUACAUCACCAGACCAGAUGGCAUCGCUGUGGACUGGGUGGGCAGAAACUUGUACUGGGCUGACUCCAGAGUGAAGAGGUUGGAGGUGGCCAUGUUGGAUGGACGAUACAGGAAACACCUCGUCAAGACUGAAUUGGGCCACCCAUCUGCUGUGGCCGUCAACCCACGUCUGGGGAUGUUGUACUGGGCUGAUCGAGGAGCUGAGCCCAAAAUCGAGUGUGCCUGGCUGGACGGGCAGAAGAGGAAAGUCCUUGUGUCUGAGCGCCUGGGUUGGCCAACUGGCCUUUCAAUAGACUACACCAACGGUGACCGCAUCUAUUGGUCCGACUCCAAGGAAAGCCGCAUUGAGUCUGUUCUGCCCUCAGGAGACGACCGAAGGACCGCCGUUUACAUAGAUGUGAGAAACCCUUUCAGCGUGACCGUGUUUGAGGACAGUGUUUACUGGAGUACUCAAGAAAAGGGUGAGGUGUUCAGACAGAACAAGUUUGGUCGUGGUGUGAAGACUAAGUUGCUGACUGCAGGGCCUUGGCUGACCCAGGUCUCUGUGUUCCAGCAGCAGAGAUAUAACUCCAUCAACAUGAAGAAUCCAUGUAAAGGGACAUGUAGCCACCUGUGUUUGCUGCGACCGGGUGGAUACACCUGUGCCUGCCCUGAAGGCACCAGCUUUGUACCUGGCAGUAGCACCGACUGUGAUGCAGGGUUUGACCCAGUGCCCACAAUGCCACCACCAUGCCAGUGUCAAAAUGGAGGCACCUGCUACUUUGACGACAACAAGGCUCUCUGCAAGUGUCCACCAGAAUGGGAUGGAAUUUACUGCCAAAUAAACAAAUAUAAUGUGAUCGCAUCCUCAGCCGGUAUAGCCAUCGGGGUGACAAUAGCAGUUGUUGCUCUGUUUGUUGGUCUGGUUUAUGUUGCCAGGAAAAAGAAAAACCUGCUGGAAAGGCUACGGGAUAACUUACCCAGCAUGCCCUCCAUGCCAUCUAUGCCCUCCGUGCCCAAUCUGUCACAGUUAAGAAAUGGUUUGUCUACACCAUCAUCAACAGCAGAGGCGAACGAAGCAAGGCUUGAUACUGAAGCGGUACCAUGUAUAUCUGUGCCCAUGUCACUGACGGAGGGGAGCUGCUUUGAGAACCCAGCAUACGAAACUGGAGCGCAACCUGUUGUUAACAGUGUGGCAACAACCACAUCUAUUCCCAAUGGAACAAACCAGAAAAGCAUUGAUAAUCCUUUGUACAUGGAUGAGCUUCAGGUUGCAGAUGAACCUGUCACAAAAGUGAAGGAUGGAAUGGAGGCUUUUGAGAACACAGCAGAGGGCUCAGAUAUACAGGAUGCUGACAUCACUUCUGCACAACCAGCUGCUGCCAGCGUGCAGCUUGAAAACACCGGAGAUGAUGCGUUCGUGUCCUUCAAGAACCCCUCAUACACGGAGCAGAGAAAUCCACCCUCUGAUUCUGAAAUCUGAACCUCAGCAUCAGAGAAUAGACCGGAUCAUGUUGCGGGAAAUUUCACUGGACGAUGGAACAUCACUGAAAUAUGUUUAGUCCAAGAAGGAAAACUGUAUUUGACCAUUAACAGGGUUGACUGUAAUCGCAGUGUAACUGCAAGCAUUUUUAUGUGUAACUUUGAUUUAAUUCAAUUAACUGUAUAAUUACUAAGGAAGCUUUAAUGUAAUUUAACAUUAUUUUGAGUUUUCAUGAUUGUAUUUUUUUAUUUAGUUGAAUAUUAAAAUGACAUGUAUCAAUCUGUUAUAUUUCUUGAUGAAAAAUGGAAUGAUUUGAACAUAUAAACUGAAUAUUAUUUGUGAAUGUUAAGUAGUUUUUUUGGUUUGUCAACACUGUCCCUGUAGUGUUAACAUU